GCGUGUCUCUCUCUCUCUCUGUAUCUCUGUUUCUCUCUUUUCCUUCCCUUUACGCAUUUCUUUCCUGCUCUAGGCCGCCCUUUCUCUCCUGUCCUUUCGUUGUGAAAAGAGCGAGCGGCGAAGACUAUCAAACUCUCAUAAAACUGUCAGCCGCGGCCACCGGGCUGACUUAUGCGCGCCCCUUCCUUAGCCGCGGUUGGAGAACCACACGCUUUCGGGUCGAAUCUGCACCUCGCGCACGACAAGCGCGAUCCCGCAUCGCAAACUUGUUAACGAAAGAGCGGACGUGCGAUCUCCGCGGUCUAGGGGGAAGAAGCGGUCGGAAAAGUGGACCUUCCACUACUCACGGUCCCGCGCGACAAUAUGCAAGUACAGCGAUCCGCACUUGUGAAACGUACUCGUCUUCCGUCUCCCGAUCAGGAAGAGAUACCAUACGUAUGAUCGAGCUAAAAUGGAUUCGCGACGGGUGAAAUCGGCGAAGAUACGGCGAUAUUAAUGGGCGAAUCGUUUUCGGUCGAUCAGUAAGGAACAAUCGCGCCUUCGUGUGCCGCGUACCACCCCUUUUCUUUUUCAUCCGUCUUGAGCGCGAGGCUAUACAGUAGGGGGCGCGUGCGCGCGUAGCCCCCCUCGCAAAGCGGACGGAAGACUGCUUCUUGGUGACGUCGCGGCUAGAAGGCUGCAGAGGAGAACGAGAGAGCGAUCGAGAUACUUCUCCCCCACCAGCGGUUUCAGGGCUCCCGAAUAUCUCUCCAUUAGCCCCCCUGACGGUGCUAUCCCCUCUCCUUGACCCCUCUCUCGCCCUCUUUCUCUCUCUUACGCACACCCCUCUCAUCGGUUCCUGUCACGUCGGGUAGCAGCCGGGCAACACUACCACACGACGAGCGCCAGCGGCAGCGGAGACUCGACGGAGACGCAAGGAACGGGGUUGAAGAAUCGUACACGCCGACGGAGAGACCAAUCAAGGUUUGACGAACGGCAGGGAUUGGUCGAGGCGCUCCUCUGACACGCAGAGAGCGCGGGCACGUGACAAGCUACCGCACACACCGGCCUUCCGUUGGAUCGCGGCGAGGCCUUCAGUACGAUACCAACCACCCUUCGCGCACGCAACAGGAACGGCCAACUCGCGCGCGGGUACACUCUUCACCCUUUGCCGUGCUCGAGCCUCUGCUUCUGUUGCCGUUGCCGUUGCCGUUGCCGUUGCCGCGAUAUAAAGCCGUUUGUUAAGUGCAACACACACCUGUGACAACGUUCAAGCGCAAUUAAUCAUCGCGUGAAUUAUUUUUAUGCGCGCACAUAUGUGUUACCUCGCACGUUACUUCAUUGAGGAGAGACUUUGCAAGGUCAUCUUCAAUGGGGCGCCUCGAUAAGCUGUUCGUUACGCGCUACUGCACGGUGGGCCCACGAGUUCUCUGUAGGUAAUCGCGACUCCUGAGAUCGUAAAGAAGCAGAAGACAGUUUUAUAGCCCAGGCCCACGUGGCCCUCAUAAACUUGACUCGCAGGUCGGUUCGAAUUCAGGCUCGACCCGCCUGCCGCCAGACGUCUGCCUCUCUCUCUCUCUCCCUCCCUCUCUCUAUCUUUCUCUCUCUCUCUCUCUUUCUCUUUCUCUCUCUCUCUAUUAGUCCUGAACCCCUCGUUCAUUAUCGCAUCGCUUAGGGACGUGUUUCUCUCGCGUGUAACAGGUCGUGAUAGCUGUGAAUCGUUCGACGAACAAGGUGAAGCUUGUCGGAGCAGCUGGCCACGUGUGCCGCGCGAUUUUCGUCACUGCGCGAUUUUCGCCUCGUCGCACGAUGACGGGUUUCUAUACUUAAUGACAGCGCGCGUUCUUCAGCCGCGCCUCAACCCAACCAACACAACGUCAGUGUCUUCGUUAAUGACGGAACGUAGACGUGCAAAAUUGUCGGUAUAGUGACGUUGACGGCACGUGAAGGUACGUGAAGAAUGAGUUCCUAUCAGUUCGUCAACUCGCUCGCAUCAUGCUACGCGGGCCAACAGCCACAGCAACAGCCGAGACCAACCGCGAACUCGCCUGGAGAACCGAUGCAGGCAGCAUCGCCGGCCGGUGGCGAGUAUUACAAUCCGAAUGCGGCGUCCACCAGCUAUCCCGCGCCCUGCUACUCGCCUCAGCAGCAUUAUCCUCAGCAUCCUUACGCCACGCCGGCGUCGGGUAUGCAGCAUCCAGCGCCGACAGGGAUGAUAGACUAUACUCAACUGCAGCCGCAGCCUCGGCUGAGCGCGACCGCAACGUCGCAGCAGCACGGUAUGCACGCACAACAGUCGCACCAUCAGCAACCGCAUCAUCCUCAGCAACAACUUCACUCGGACCCAACGACGCCUCUUAUGCAGAGCGCCUCGGCAACGUCGGCGCCGUCAACGUCCAGCUGCAAAUAUGCUGAUUCGACCUCGUCCACCAGUGUGGCGUCCCCUCAAGAUUUAACCACGUCCACUUCGAGAAAUAGCCCGACGCCCUUAGUGGCACCCGGCACGAGUAAAGCCGCGUCCGGAUUGACUUCACCGCCUGGUAGCUCGUCAAGGUCGUCCGUGGCUGCGUCCGCUGCCUCGCCGCCCAGCGGUAGCUCGAGGGGCGUCGGCGAGGGAAAUUCAACGCUGACAACAGCAUCUUCCGCUUCGUCGCCCGCUUCCUCCACAUCCAGCACCUCUAGCACGGGUAACAAUUCGUCCAACAAGGGGAAUUCUUCCGGCACUAACCCGCCUCAAAUAUAUCCAUGGAUGAAAAGAGUUCACAUUGGUCAGAGCACGGUGAACGCGAACGGUGAGACGAAGCGACAGAGGACCUCGUACACCAGGUACCAGACGUUGGAGCUGGAGAAAGAGUUCCACUUCAACCGCUAUCUGACGAGGCGGCGUCGCAUUGAGAUCGCGCAUGCUCUCUGUCUUACGGAACGUCAGAUAAAGAUCUGGUUCCAGAAUCGGCGUAUGAAGUGGAAGAAGGAGCACAAGAUGGCGAGCAUGAACAUCGUGCCGUACCACAUGUCGCCGUACGGGCACCCUUACCAGUUCGCGCCCCACCCCGGCCAGUUCGCUCACUUGGCCACAUAGGACGAGUUCUCGCCCGCCGAGCUCGGAGCACACGCUGUCCGGUUCCCCGGGAUGUACGGCGAGCAGAACUUCUAAAAAGGCUUUUUCCGCCUUGGAUCCCGCGCUACGUCACGACGCUGUCGCACUUUGUGACUUGGCGGGAUCGAGGAAGGGACUUCACUUCCAGCAGGACACAUGGUGCGUGCCGCCGACCCCGCAAUGCGCCCGACGCGACGGCUCGGCCGUUGACAGAGGAGCGAGAGAUCGUGUCCUUCCUUCGUAUGUCAAUAACGUACUUAAAUUAUUUACGCGCUCAUUCGGCCUGACUUACGGAAGGGAGAACUCUGUCUGUGUCGAUGUGCGAGAGAAAAAUUGUCUCCUUCCUGAAACCGGAGCAAAAUCCGUUCUCGCUCGCUUUCGGUCCGCGGACACGCAAGUACUGUCACUGUACGACUUCGAAGUUGAAGAAAAGCCAAAAUUUUCUGCAUACAUAGCGCCGUGCGCCCGACUUAAUAGACUGGACGCGCUCCGAGGGGCUCUCGCGCACGUAAUUACCAGAUAUUAAUAAUGAUAGUAACGAUGCGGACGAGAGACCACCUCAGCGGGUGAGAUAAAGCCGAAUCUCUAGUUUAAGGUGUAGAAAGCAACGAUCUAAGUAAUUAAUUAAUCAAAUUACGAAUUAAUUAUCUCGUCUUGGCUGCACACUGUUUCACGUUAAAUUGAUCGCCGGUUGAUUAACAACGAAAUUGGACAAUGUGCUUGUGUAUCUAUUUAUUGUUUCUUCUUCUAUGCGUCAUUCUCUUGUUUAGCCGAACGCAUUCGUGGGAAAGGGUCUUGCGAAAGACACGCAGUAACUUCAAGAGAAACAUAUUUUCACGUUAAAAUCCCCGUAUCGUAGAUCGUAAGGCGCCUAUUAAUACUCAAAUUAUUCUUCAUUGGUCUUGAAAGGAGAAGUGACCUUUAGAAAUCCAUGUUGAUUGCGUAUAAAUUAUGCUGACUUUUAUCAAGUAUUCUUAGAAAAUAAGAAAUGGUUGGGACGCGGCAACUACAUUAGUAGAAUAAUAAUGAAAUAUUCGUACAGCAUAAUUUGCAUGUGAUUUAAGUAUAAUACGAUUAUUGUAGUCAAUGUCUACAGAAUUGAUCGUAACUACAAAUUUUUACAUCCGUGUACUUGUAACAACUAUAAUAUUAUAAUAUUAUAAUGUAAAUCAUAUUUUAUAAUAUUAUAAUAUUUUCCAUAUCAAAUGUCCGAUUGGAUCUCACCCCCUCUUCACAUACCCUCUUGUUUUACAAUGCAAGGAGCUACUGAAGAAAAAAAAAUCAUACACCCUAAAAAAAUGACGAAUCUUUUCCCGAAAACUGACUUUCGUGUCACGCUCGACUUGCAUUUGCUCUGUUCUGGAAUAUUAGUUUUAUUAAUGAAACGGUGUGGACAGCUACGACCCAGCUCUUUGUACAUAAUUUGCAGCAUAAUGUAACCAAUGUCUCCCUGGAGCAGCCACGUUGUUCCUAUAUUGUCGAUACGUAGGGAAAUCUCGCGCGGAACUUACUAUUCAUUUUAUUCUACCGCAUCAAGCAUUUUAUCGCGAUGAUUGAUACAACAAAUGAACUAUUAUUGUUUCUCGCGCAUCGACUAUAGUAACUUUAAUCCACAUAGGAACUUAUUAGUUUCCAUAACCAUAGUUUUAAAAAGUCCGAGCUAUUAAAUAAAGAAGAAAAAAAAAGAGGAAAAGGAAAUGUUUCGUGCGGUCGAACGGGAUAAGUGACCCCGGAUGCAUUGUGAGUACGUCUGACUGCGAUGGUGCAAUGUACGUGCAUGUAGCGCUGAAUAUCUAACGCAGAAUUGCGUGCACGUGCUGCCUGAUUACGCGUAUUUAUCGGUGCAGGAUAUACAUGAACGUGUGGUUGAGUGUAACAAGAAAAAUGUCGAUUGAUUCCUUAUUGAAUAUACAUAUUGAUCGAAUAAGGAAGAUCUGAGAAAAAAAGAUUGGGGUAUCGACUAGCUAACCGGGAAACGAGCGCAAAUGUGUAAACUAAUUAGCUAGUAUUCGAGUAAUUGAUUAUCUUGUGAUACGACAGAGGUGAGGAAAGCAGUCGCUCUAAUGCUUAUUGAAUUGUCAUAGCCGCGCGUUACGCGAUGCAAAUUCGGAAAAAUACAGGGAAUUUAGUAUGUGUGUAUGUUGUUCGAGAUUCUAAGCGGUACAAGCGAGAGAAGAAACAAAUAAAGAAGAGACCUUCUAGCUAGACUAGCAUUGAAUUGUACAUAAUUAUUAAAUAUAUAACGCGAUAUCGAACGAGACUCGUUAUCACUGUACGAGGCGUUAACGAAAGAAGACCUUUCUUUUGUCGUAUAAAUUAUUAAUUACGUCUUGUUGCUAGACAAGAGACUGCUCACAGUUAAACAGUACUUUGCAUUCAAUUAAUUUUAGGUGUGUAAGUGAAAUAAUUUCGGUAUCUCUGUAUUUAGAUCCGUCGCGCGCAGAAUGUACAGAAAUGUGUUUCUUACAGUCAGGAGGAACUGAACUUUUCAUUUUUAUUUUUUUCGUUAUCGCCUAGUACGCUAUAUGGAUAUUUAAAUAAAUCAUAGUGAACAUUAUUAUAUUAUUAUUAAUAUUAUUAUUAUCAUUAUCAUUAUUGAAAUUCUUGAUAUUAUCUUUAUUAUUGUAUCGAGAGUGAGUCUGUUGCUUAUGAUUUGGUCGAGUGUUAAUAUUGUAUUUUAUUUGUUUCGUUAUUAUUAUUUUUGUUGUUUACGCCGCGUGUCGUACAACACGUUCCGUACCUAUGAAUGAUGUGCACAAAUAAUGCAAGAUUUGCAUUACUCUUUUACACGAGAUCCAUUGCGGGAUACGUGGCCGUGCUAUCUCGAUGCUCAUCGAAAAUCGAUUCGGUGUCGUUCGUAGCCUGCGCCCGCAGUUUGGCGAGGUAAGAGACGGAAUGGAAACUGCAGAUAUUUACUAUUUAUUCGUCAGGUGCAAAGAAAUGCGUUCUCUUCAAGUUAAAUUAAGCUCAAGUAUUACUUUCGCCUAGCGUCAUUCAAAUGUUAUUUCAUUCCAUGUAAUAUACGUAAAAUAGCCUAACUAAAAAUAUUUACUUAUUACAUCUACGUAACCUAGAGCACCGUACGUGUAAGAUCCGUAUAAUUAAAUAUAAUUUAAAUUGUAAUUAUUAAAUGGUAUGACGUACAGAAAUCA
This is a messenger RNA of Vollenhovia emeryi, 6228 nucleotides long. RefSeq names its product homeotic protein Sex combs reduced (gene Scr). The transcript is spliced from 2 exons. The record is from RefSeq and is a predicted model, not a curated record. Gene Ontology annotation, cellular component: nucleus. The coding region runs from base 1940 to 3058 and encodes 372 amino acids. Lineage: Eukaryota; Metazoa; Arthropoda; Insecta; Hymenoptera; Formicidae. Gene Ontology annotation, biological process: anterior/posterior pattern specification; regulation of transcription by RNA polymerase II. Gene Ontology annotation, molecular function: RNA polymerase II cis-regulatory region sequence-specific DNA binding; DNA-binding transcription factor activity, RNA polymerase II-specific.